Molecule: messenger RNA, 804 nt
Organism: Aspergillus uvarum CBS 121591
Lineage: Eukaryota; Fungi; Ascomycota; Eurotiomycetes; Eurotiales; Aspergillaceae
Exons: 1
Coding region: 1-804 (267 amino acids)
Source: RefSeq, a predicted model, not a curated record
AUGGCUGAUGAGUCUCCCGAGCUUACUCCCGAGGUCAUUGAGGCCCGGAAGGACCUGUGUACCAAAGUGUCUCGCCGUUAUGUAGAGCUCAGCCGCGAGGUCUACAAGCCGGCGUUCCGAGAUUCACCAGUCACGCGCCGGCUGGGGCCAAUCGACUUUGAUCUUCUCCGAUUCCUAGGGCUAUGCGUGUAUGUUCUGAGGCAAUCUCGCGAUACGAAUCACUGGCCCAGCCCCUUCUUUCUAGGCCAGCUCGAGGUGGUGUCGGUGACUUGGGGUCGGUUUAGUCGAUUGUAUGAUAAGAUCCGUGCUGAGCGAAUACAGAAAUUUGCAGACAUCGACAGCUGGGUCGCCGAGUUCGGGCCCGAGAUCCUGCCUACGCUGGAGAAAGAGUGGCUUCCGGGCAGUUGCCCCUCUUGGCUGAUCACUCUGCAGGAUGCCACCGUACAGCGCAUUGUCCGCGGGAUCAUGGAGCAGUACCUCGGCGCGGAGGCAGCAGACCGGAUGGGGAUCGACAAUCUUCCCACGGCACCUCGGUCGCGCCAAGAAAACGAAACGUGUCUGAUCUGCCAGCAGUCACUCGCGGAGACGCAAGGAGAGCCUCUGGAGUGGUGCAAGAUCCAGUGUGGCUACGCCUUCCAUUCCCGAUGUGUGAUAGAAUGGUUUGCGUCCCCGCUUUUGGUUCACUCUCCGGCCCGAUGUCCACAUUGUCGCCAGCUAUGGCUCGCGCCGAUGGUGGGCCUGCUGGGUAGUGUCUGGCGAGAGGAUCUGUCGCUGGCAUUAUUCAUUCUUUCUCUUUCAUCGUAG